Messenger RNA from Cooperia oncophora, 741 nucleotides. Lineage: Eukaryota; Metazoa; Nematoda; Chromadorea; Rhabditida; Trichostrongylidae. The record is from the annotation of a GenBank genome assembly.
AUGGCACUUCGAGUUGAUUAUGAAGGCAGCAAUGACGUCGGAGUAUUUUGUACCUUGACUAAUAGCUACUGCCUUGUUGGAAUCGGUGGAACUCAGAAUUUUUACAGCACGGUAGAGGCAGAGCUCGCAGAAGUCAUUCCAGUUGUGCAUACUUCAAUUUCUUCUACCCGUAUCGUUGGUCGAGUAACUGUAGGAAAUAGACAUGGGUUGCUCGUACCAAACGGCACUACAGAUCAAGAGUUACAACACUUGAGAAAUUCCCUGCCAGACGAGGUAAAAAUCCGACGAGUUGAUGAACGCCUGUCCGCUCUAGGAAACGUGAUAGCAUGUAAUGAUCAUGUUGCUAUUGUACAUGCCGAAAUAAGCCAGGAAACAGAAGAGGCACUAGUCGAUACUUUAAAGACUGAGGUAUUUCGAGUGAGCCUCGGCCAGAACGCUCUUGUAGGAUCAUAUUGUGCUCUAUCAUCGCAAGGAUGUUUAGUAGCUGCUCGUACACCUCCAGAAACUCAACGAGAACUCGCUGCUUUAUUGCAAGUGCCGGUAGUUGCUGGCACGGUCAAUCGUGGCUCGGAACUUAUUGGGGCCGGAAUAUGUGUGAACGAUUGGGUGGCAUUUUGCGGUUUGGAUACUACCUCGACAGAACUUUCAGUAAUAGAAUCUAUAUUCAAAUUAGGUGACCAUGGUCAACCUACUGCAAUCAGCACACAGUUGAGAGAUACUCUCAUUGAAAGCUUGCUCUAA